UGUCGAGUUCCCAUAAUACUUGUCAGUGGAAUACAUCGCUGUAUCAAAGUUUUCAUAACAAGUGAAAACAAUCCCUUAUCAUAUCAUCCCAAGUGUUGAAGCUUAGUAUCAUUAAUAAAAGAAUCGUGCCCUCCUUAAACUAACUCACACAUCAAAUUUCCACUGUUGCAAUGUUUCCCAAACGUUUUAAGGACCCCAAAACAGGUUUUCAUAUGCUGAGUUCAAUGCAUGCGAAACAAUACAUGAAUAAAAUUGGGUUGGAAAGUGAAGAUUACUACUUUUAUAAACAAAUUGGAAAGGCCUUACUUUGCACCUACACCAUACUUGGUGGUUUGUGGAUUUAUAACGGGGGUUCGCCGGUGGAGUGGUGGAGGAAGAAGUCGCCAACAAUAAAGGAGAAGUUUGAGGAGGCCAAUUUGUACCUUGGUGAGGUAGAAUCGGUGAAGGAGUUUAUAGCGAAAGGAAAGAUGAUUGGAACCACCCUUAAAGGGAUAGUUGAGAGCGAUGAUAAGGAUGCAAGCGGGCGGGAAGAGAUGGUGAAAAGGAAGGCUGAUCAGGAAGCUCAGAAGAUGUGGUUGAAGAUGAAGAAUGAGGUUGUAGCCGAGCUUCGGGAAAAGGGAAUUGAUGUGGAGUGAUUGCAUAAGUAAUGUUUGUGUCACUUCUAUGAUUCAUGAACUGAUUUGGUUGCUAUUGUAGUAUACUUUAGUAAACAUAUGUUAUGGAUGCUACAUGAUAAAUAAUGAAUGACAUUGAUAAAUAAUGAAACUGAUAAAAAUGUUUGAUCAA
Molecule: messenger RNA, 786 nt
Organism: Medicago truncatula (barrel medic)
Lineage: Eukaryota; Viridiplantae; Streptophyta; Magnoliopsida; Fabales; Fabaceae
Exons: 2
Coding region: 171-635 (154 amino acids)
Source: RefSeq, a predicted model, not a curated record